AUGGCAGCUCCAUGCGGACGCCCUGUGCACAUGUUCCUGCUCGCCGGGCAGAGCAACAUGUCGGGGCGCGGGGAACUGCCAGAUUUCCCAGAGGAGAAAGACGAGAGAUUGCUGGUUUUGGGUUCCGAUGGCACGUGGAAGACAGCUCAGCACCCGUUGCAUUAUGACAAGCCGGAGAAGGCUGGGGUUGGACCUGGACUGGCCUUCGCAAGGGGAGUUGUGGAUUUCCUGCCUGCACCCGUGGGACUGCUUCCGUGUGCAUUCGGUGGCAGCGAAAUCCGGCGCUGGCUUGCGGAUGGAGACUUGUUCAAGGCCGCCGUGGCCAAAGUGGAGCGGGGUCGGGCUCUUGGAGGCGUCCUGCGAGGCAUCCUCUGGCACCAGGGCGAGUCCGACUCCUCCAGUCAGGAGGAUGCUUCUGAGUAUCCGAAGCGCUUGAGGGAGGCUCUGCGGCAGCUGCGCCUGGCAUGUGGCUGCGCCGAUGUUCCCAUCAUCCUCGGGGAGUUGGGUAUGGAAUUUCUGGCAGGGGACUCCUUUGCCUUUGUGGAAAUCGUGAACAAGGCGAUCAUCGAGAUCGGAGACGGAGAGCCAAACACAUCUCUGGUUUCCAGCGCAGGCCUUCGGCACAAGGGCGACCGCCUCCAUUUCUGUUCCAGCUCGGCGAAUGAGUUGGGUCGACGCUACGCUUGGCGCUGGCUGGAGAUGACAGGACAUGUGAAUCUUUCGCUUCGAACACUGGUCGGCGGCUCCUUAGACCCGCGGCUGGCUGGUCGACCGGCUGCCAGUUCCCCACAGCUUCAGGUGGUCCAAGGAUACAGCACGGAGAAACUGGAGGACGAUUUCGGGGAGGCAGGACUCCCACGUCUUGACCGCCGUGUGACCAAGAGGUGUGAACUGCUUCUGAGGCUCAUGCAGUUUGUGAUCUGCGCAGCUUGGCAGGCUUUCCGCCUGCUGUGUGGCCUGCUUCCGGCAAAACUUCCCCAGCUGAAGCCGCCCUGGACGCAAUGCGCAAGGGCGGACCCGUCCGAGCAAGGCGAGAUGCCAUUCUUAAAGGUGACUUGCCAGUACCAAUACUAUGGCCCCGAGGACGGACCGACAGGAGCCUGGAGGUGGUCCGAGGAGCGGCUACAGCGACAGGCGAUGCUUCUAGCUGUGUUUGGGCAAGAGGACAGUCCUCAAGCCCUCUUCGAGGAGGUGGACGUCUUGAGCAAGGCUGAACCCAUGCUGCGCUGCGCGGUCUUGCCGGCUGUCUUUGUGCAGAUGCUGGAAGGAGUUGGUGUGUUAUUCAAAGCAAUACCUGUGCCGUGCUGCCUUGGGCCCGAAGCAUCUCAAUUGUGUGCAAGCCGCCCAGCUGCACAGGGUCCAGAGGCCUGGGACUCUUCAGGGCCAGGGCAACAAUCGACAUUGGCAGAUCCCAGCAGGAUGACCUUCACAGAACGAGCCCUCCGGCUCUAUGCUUGUGGCUCAGUGGCCGACCUUCGAGUUCUGUGGCACACGUCCGCGGCAUGA
This is a messenger RNA of Symbiodinium sp. CCMP2456, 1506 nucleotides long. Lineage: Eukaryota; Dinophyceae; Suessiales; Symbiodiniaceae. The record is from the annotation of a GenBank genome assembly.